Molecule: messenger RNA, 3671 nt
Organism: Varroa destructor (honeybee mite)
Lineage: Eukaryota; Metazoa; Arthropoda; Arachnida; Mesostigmata; Varroidae
Biological process (GO): regulation of transcription by RNA polymerase II
Molecular function (GO): DNA-binding transcription factor activity, RNA polymerase II-specific; RNA polymerase II cis-regulatory region sequence-specific DNA binding
Source: RefSeq, a predicted model, not a curated record
AUGGCUACGACGACAACAUCAGCGGCCCUGUCGAAAGCCGCCUCUGAGAUCCUGCCGCCUCGCUGGUGCUCUUUUCACCCCGUGUCGGAGCGUCGUGCAGUCAGUCAUUCUCUCACGAUAGCAGAAGCGGCCGUCGCAGAAGCAAAGCAGGACCAUAAUAAUAACAGCCGCAAGCACGACGCGGCACCGCGCUGCGGCGCGCUUGUUCCGGCCAAGUGUGCCGAUUCCCUUGCCCGACGCACGGCAUCUCCUCUCCCGGCGGGCGGGUCUCCGGCUCACGCGCUGCUGCUGCGGCCGUCGCCACCGGCGCGAGUCGCUCAGAUCGCGCGCGAAUGCGAAAUGCGUAACACUGGCUGUCCUCGGACGGCCCAACAUCACGGCACGCUGGUGCUCCAAAGCGUGACCGAGGCGAUGCCGCUGGUGUUGCCGAUGAAGAGCGGCGGAAUCGAGAUGUGGAGUCCACCUUCACCGGUCGUCGUAUCGGCCCGAGCGCCUCUUACUCCGCUCGGGAGUUCAUUAGGCUCUCUAGGUCCACCAGGUGGAGGUGGCCCUCUGGGAAGCAAAAGCCCUCCACUUAAUGCGAGCCUAGCGACUUCCGCCCCCACACUGGCCUCACUUGGGCCCGACUUUGCCUCGGUGUGGCGACAAAGCUCAAAUGGGACACUUAACGGAUAUUCAUCAUGGAGCGAUAUGGUUAUCAUGGACUCUCAAGAAACGGAAGAACUUUUGCUACUUGGCGGAAUGUCAGGAAGAUGCGCCUCCUUACAGACUAUAGGAUACGCGGAGGCGACAGUGCCCGAGAAGGGUGAUAUGUUCCCAUCUCCUCAGAUUAGUCCAGCAGCCACCUCCUCGCCUACCCAGCAGCAGCAACAAACCCGCUACUCCACACCUGGCCCUCGAGCUACAGGAACAGCAAGUGGAACUCAACAAUAUACAAACGCGAGCUCGCCCGCGAGCACUUCUCCGGCACCGGUGCUCUGGUCUACCACGACGGUGUCGUCAAGCCCGACAUUUCCCAGCCAAGACAAAUUUUCCCCUCUGCUCAACCUCAACCUGCUCCAGCAGCACCCUACGGGCAGCCUCCCAUUGCCAUCCCUCAGCACCGUCGUCCCAACGGACGUCACAACAACAUCUUCACAACAGCAACAGCAACAACAAUUUACCCAGCAGCAGCAGCAGCAACAACAGCAGCAGCAGCAGCAACAACAACAACAACAGCAACAACAGCAACAAGUUGCCUGCGCCACCCCUCCAUCAACACAUUCACCGUACGCCGGCCAGGAAGCUGAUGGUGGAGUGACGGUUAUGUCGGUAGUACCCCAAGUGCCGCCGGUGUCUGGUCCUCACGAGUCGGCGUUCGUAGCAGUCGUCGGACAAACCUCGUCCACCCAAAAUGGACCGACGGAGACAAGCGACUCGCUAGUCGGUGUCGUCGGUGGCCAGCAAUUUGCGUCACAGCAUUUCGAUGCUUCGUUUAUGCUGUCUGGUGGAAAGCCGACCUAUGCAACUGCAACGAUCGGCGGGAGCUUACCAACGGCGGUCGGACUCACUGGCACAAGUCCGCCCCCAGCAACCGAUGUUGUCGGAUCACUUGCGCCGCUUGAUCCGGCCAGCCUUCAGGAGCUGACGUUCCGAACGCCGGGAAUCGCCAGUUGUACCACGAAUAAUCUCAGCAAUGGGUCAACCACAACAACAAAGACCUACCAGUGGACCAACUAUUCACCGCCCACGACCACAUCGUCCGAUCUCUCAUAUACUCUACAGGCUGUUACUGUGAGCGGGCCCCCGGUGGUGGUCCCAAAACAAGAACCAGACUAUUCUAGCGGCUUACAGACGCAAGGAAGUCUAGAUGACACUUCCAACGCUAGCGCGUCUAGCAACGGCGGAUCUCGAAGUUCAUCAGGGGUAGCUACAUUAGCAGAGUACAAUCAGGCAACGAGCAAAGGCCAUGAGAUCCUCAGUCAAGCCUACCAGAACAGUCCCACACCGCUCAAGCUUGUGCCCGUGAAGCCGCGCAAGUAUCCAAAUCGACCAUCCAAAACGCCAGUUCACGAACGGCCCUGCGCUUGUCCGAUUGAGGGUUGUGACAGACGAUUCUCUCGUUCGGACGAACUGACACGUCAUAUCCGAAUCCACACAGGACAGAAGCCGUUCCAAUGUCGUAUAUGCAUGCGCUCGUUCAGUCGUUCUGAUCACCUUACUACCCACAUCAGGACCCACACAGGCGAAAAGCCCUUCUCGUGCGAGGUGUGCGGUCGUAAAUUCGCUCGCUCCGACGAGAAGAAGCGCCACGCGAAAGUGCACCUGAAACAGAAACUAAAAAAAGAAGGACGUUCGGGCGCCUUAGGAGGCCCGACGUUGCACGUCAACACAUCCGUAUCUCACUCAUAUCAUCAGACAACCUCUCCUGGCAGCUUGCUAGGCGUUGAUAUGCUCGGUAGUAAUGUUGGAGUUAACGUGCACGGGUUAACUAGUUACUCGGAUGUGAUGCCUACGGUAAUUACAACUCAACCUUAAAAUUCGAUAACCUCUUAAACAUGAACGUCCUUCACCUAGCCCCGCAUUAUUCCGUACGGUAUGGAUAUGCAUGGCGUCAAACCCUCCGUAACGCACUAGCGAUCUAUAUAUAUAUAUAUACGCUUCUAUAGGGGCAUCCCAGCUCUCGAGAAGACAUCUCUGUCAAACCCUAUCCGUAAAUUUCGUCACGACUGCAACAGCGGCAGCGAGCAACAUCUUAGGAUACGGCUUCAGAGUGGACCAUUGAUAAUUCAGAAGUGCUAAAAGCCGUCUGGUGUUAGAUAGCGGACAGGUCCAUUGUCGAUGGGGACGGAAAACGGCUUGUCAAGAUAGCGAACGUCAACAUGAAUUAAUAGCUUUAAUGUCGACUACUAUAUACAAAUAAUCAACGUCCAUUAAAGUUUGUAUCCAACAAUUAUCGUUACGCCCAAAGGCGAGGCAGUCCAUUAUACAGGAAAGGGUGGAACACUGAUUUCCCUUCUGACUAUGUAAAAAAAGAGAGACAAAAAACCUUUCAGUAUGUGCAUUGGCACCGUCAUCGUAACUAUGAUACUAUCUAUCCACUUUUAAUAGGGAAUUAUCAAAAGUCAGUCAGUCAGCCGUAUAGGCCUUACGAUGACCGUUUCUCAGCACGCGAAACUCGCGACAUAGAGCACCACUGAUCAACAGCAGAGGCUGCUCGGCCAGCUCGUUACUAUUAUAAUUAUAUAUUGUGCAAAUGACGAUUCAGUGCAGACACAUAUAUUCGUACACAGACAAAAUGCAAUGGCUAUAUGUGUACACUAUAUAUAUUAGUAUAUAUAUACAUGCAUAUUAGCGUACGUACGUACAUACAUACAUACAUGUAGCACACCACCACCACAUAUAUCUUCAUCCGCAAUCUGGCCUGCGCAUGGCCGCUGCAAAGUGUAUUGCUACGAUGUAUCUAUUAUUAUUAUUAUUAUUAUUAUUAUUAUAAAUAACAAUGAAUUACUACAAUUGUUAUAUGUAUAAUAGUAAUAUCAAGCACCACUUGCACGUGCAAUAGACAAAAAGGAUAAAAAACAAAAACAAGGAAGAGGAGGAAAGCUUCUUCUGCCAAGAGAUUGAAAAGAACUGCAAGAACAAAAGGAUUCUGAUGAUAGGAUGACAAAUAGAACCAUAAUACCGACGAG